Dama dama (fallow deer) is the source of this 6890-nucleotide messenger RNA. It is a transcript of the gene FAM135A, whose product is annotated as family with sequence similarity 135 member A. The coding region runs from base 455 to 5089 and encodes 1544 amino acids. The transcript has 23 exons. The record is from RefSeq and is a predicted model, not a curated record. Lineage: Eukaryota; Metazoa; Chordata; Mammalia; Artiodactyla; Cervidae.
CUCGCCGGGCGGCGGUUACGAGCCGGCUCCUCAGCGGCGGAGGUUGCGGUGCUGCGACGGCGAUGUGAGGGGCCCGCGGCGGGAUGGUGCUGACCCGGGCGGGGCCGCCUUCUUCCACCGAAACAGCGAGCUCCACGGUUCGACGGGCGGCGGCGGCGGCGGCGGCGGCGGCCGAGCCGGGCGAGAGAAAUGAAAAUAAAGAUUCAUGGCAGACAAUGGGCACAUGGCUGGAUGUCAGAGGAUCUACACUCUUACGAUGACUCAUGACGUUAAUUUGUAGAAGUCACUUAACCUGUGUACCUUCAGUGUCUCUCCUUAUAAUAUGGGGAGCACUAUUUUUUUUAGCAAGAAUCACUAACUGGAAGUACAGCAUUGGUUAUUUAAUGAUAUUAAAAUGAAGUUUUGAUCAGCAGAGGUGCUGUUACCAGAUUUGUCUUCUGAGUAUAAACUAAAAAUGACUGAAGUUCAAGCAAUGGUAGAAUUCUCCGUGGAGCUAAACAAGUUCUACAAUGUGGAUUUAUUUCAGAGAGGUUUUUACCAGAUUCGUGCAUCUAUGAAAAUUCCACCAAGAGUUCCACACAGAGUAGAAGCUAGUUUGCUACAUGCAACAGGUAUGACUUUAGCCUUUCCAGCUUCAGUUCAUGAUUCUCUGAUUUGCAGUAAAACAUUUCAAAUUCUAUAUAAAAAUGAGGAGGUUGUUUUAAAUGAUGUCAUGAUCUUCAAAGUUAAAAUGUUGUUGGAUGAAAAAAAGAUUGAAGAAACCCUUGAGGAAAUGAAUUUUCUCUUAUCCUUGGAUCUACACUUCACAGAUGGAGAUUAUUCGGCAGAUGAUCUGAACGCCUUGCAGCUAAUAAGCAGCCGCACGCUGAAGCUGCACUUCAGCCUCCAGAGAGGCCUCCAUCACCACGUUAAUGUCAUGUUUGAUUACUUCCACCUUUCUGUCGUGUCUGUUACAGUACAUGCGUCACUGGUUGCACUACACCAGCCACUGAUAAGUUUUCCUCGUCCUGUGAAGACGACUUGGUUAAACAGAAAUGCACCAGCACAAAACAAAGAUUCUGUGAUUCCUACUCUUGAAAGCGUGGUCUUUGGUAUUAACUACACAAAGCAGUUAUCACCAGACGGCUGCAGCUUCGUCAUCGCAGACUCCUUCCUGCGUCACGCCUACCGUUUCCACUACACCCUCUGCGCCGCCCUGCUGCUGGCCUUCAAGGGGCUGCACAGCUACUUCAUUACGGUAACAGAAGAGCUUCCCUCUUGUCAGAAACUAGAACUGGCCAAAGCCAACAUGCAGGUCCUUUAUGAGCGCCUUCUCAGAAGAAAACAGCCACCAACCCAGAAAGACACCUGUCUAGAGGAAAUGGAUGUAGAAGCUCGACUUACUGAAUUAUGUGAAGAAGUUAAGAAAAUAGAAAAUCCUGAUGAACUGGCAGAACUUAUAAAUAUGAAUCUUGCACAACUUUGCUCACUUUUAAUGGCUUUAUGGGGACAAUUUCUGGAAGUUAUAACACUACAUGAGGAACUAAGACUAUUACUAGCACAAGAGCACCAUACUCUGAGGGUGCGCAGGUUUUCUGAGGCAUUCUUUUGUUUUGAACAUCCAAGAGAAGCUGCCAUUGCAUACCAGGAACUUCAUGCGCAGAGUCAUCUCCAGAUGUGCACCGCUAUCAAAAACACUUCCUUCUGCAGCUCUCUCCCACCCCUGCCUAUCGAAUGCAGUGAAUUAGAUGGAGAUCUCAAUUCGUUACCUAUUAUCUUUGAAGAUAGGUAUUUAGAUUCAGUUACUGAAGACUUAGAUGCACCCUGGAUGGGAAUUCAGAGUCUUCAGAGAUCAGAGUCCAGUAGAAUGGAUAAAUGUGAGACUGAAGAAAGUGCUCUAGCUGGACUUUCCAGCCCAGAGUUGAAAGUCAGACCUGCUGGGACCUCCAGUUUUUGGUCUACAGAAGGUGAAAAGCAGCUAACAAAGUCUCUAAAAGGAAAGAAUGAAGAAUCAAAUAAAUCCAAGGUUAAGGUUACUAAGCUCAUGAAAACAAUGAAACCUGAAAACACAAAAAAAUUAAUAAAACAGAACUCUAAGGAUUUGGUGGUUUUGGUAGGCUACAAAUGCUUGAAAAGUACAGCAUCAAAUGAUCUCUAUAAAAGCUUUGAAGGCAACCCUUCACAUAGUCAGAAGGAAGGUCUGGACCCCACAAUAUAUGGAUAUAAUUUUGAUCCAAAGACCUACAUCAGACAGACAAGUCAAAAGGAAGCUAGCUAUUUGCCAGCUAAUACAGAGAGAACUGAACAAAAGUCUCCAGAUAUUGAAAAUAUGCAACCAGACCUGUUUGAUCCUUUGAACUCUGGCAGCCUAAAUCUUUGUGCAAAUUUGUCCAUUUCAGGUAAACUUGGUAUCUCCCCGGAUGAUAGUGAAAUUGCACAAGUGGAACACAGUGUGGCAUCCAGAAGCUCAUCAGAUGAUUGUCAUGAUCAUCAGUCUGCCCCCACUUCAGGAGUUAGGACAAUUGAAGUUAAGCCCUGUAAUAAAGACUGUUUCAGUGGAGAGAAAGUAACUGUUAAAAUAGGACCUUGGACAGAGCUUCAACAAGAUGAAAUAUUUGUGGAUAAUUUACAACUGCCCAACUUUGAGUCCUUAGACUCUAACGGUAAAUCUAAACCUACGGAAAUAACACUUGAAAAGGAAGCUUUGCAGGAAGCGAAGUGUCAUUCUGUCGGAGAAUCGUUAGCUAAGUUAAGAAAUAAUCAACCUGCUUCUACAAGAGAAUACCACCUUGUAGUGAGUGGAGACUCUAUUAAGUUACCAGACAUUAGUGCCACGUGUGCCUCAUCUCGGUUCUCAGACUCAGGUGUGGAAAGUGAACCAAGCUCUGUUGCAGCGCAUCCAAACCCUGACAUAGUCUUUGAAACUGUACAAGGGCAAGGUCUUUACAUCAAUGAAAGGUUAUUUCCUCAGCUUUUGAUGAAGCCUGACUGUAAUGUAAAGUUUUCACUAGGCAGUCACUGUACUGAGAGUACAAGUGCUUUCAGUGAGAUCCAGUCGUCCUUAACAUCCAUAAAUUCUCUGCCUUCUGAUGACGAGCUGUCACCUGAUGAAAAUCCUAAGAAAUCUGCUGUAUCUGAAUGCCACCUAAGCGAUAGCAAAACUGUGUUAAAUCUAGGAACAAUUGAUGUGCCAAAAUGUGAUGAUAGGAAAAAGUCAAGUAUUAUUCUGCAGCAGCAGAGUGUCAUAUUUUCAGGGCAUUCGGACAACGAAACUAUAGAAAUACAUUCCUUAAAUUCAAGCACUAAAGACCCUUUACAGUUUGUUUUUUCAGAUGAAGAUACUUCCAGUGAUGUGAAAAGUAGUUGCAGCUCCAAACCUAACUUGGACACUGUGUAUAAAGACUCCCAGAGUCCUGAUAAAUCCAGUGACUCUGUAGGAACCACAGUUCCAUUAAGUUCAGAACUGGCUUGUUCAGGCACCCCUUGUGUCGUUUCAGGUUCCGUUUCCACCAGGGCAGAUAGCAGUGAAGAUAGAACUGUGAAAAGAAAAAAUAGCAAUGCAUUAAAUCCCAAACAAAUGUGUUCAGAAGCCCCUGCAGUUAAGGAUGAAACUUACCUGGAUACAGGUGACGCUUUUUCAGCCAGUCCUGAUAUGGUAAAGCAAGGGCUUGUGGAAAAUUAUUUUGGCUGUCAAAGCAGUACGGAUGUUUCCGACACAUGCGCUAUUAGCUACAGUCAUUCAGUUAGCCCUCAGAAAGAAACUUCUGGAAAAGAAAUGAGUAGUCCUCAGCAGGAGCAGGGUAAAGAUGAGGAAGAGGAAGAGCAGGAUCAACAAAUGGUUCAAAAUGGGUAUUAUGAGGAGGCAGAUUACUCCGCUCUGGAGGCCGCAGGAGAUGCUCACUGUGCAGACAGAGCUGACCUAGGAGAAGAAAGACUUGCCAAGUCUGGAAGACUGGCCAGCGACUAUCUGAGGGAUGGUAUAACCGUGCCUACUGUCUGUACUUCUGGCUGUCUGUCCUUCCCCUCUGCACCACGAGAGUCCCCUUGUGGCGUUAAGUACUCUUCCAAGAGUAAGUGUGAUGCUAUUACCAAGCAGCCAAGCAGCGCCUCCCACAGCUGCACCUCAUCGCUGUCCUGGUACGAUAACUCGCCAAAGCCUCAGAUACAAGCCUUCCUUCAGGCAAAAGAUGAAUUGAAGCAACUUAAACUCCCCGGGUUCAUGUACAGCGAUGUUCCUCUGCUGGCAUCCUCAGUCCCUUAUUUUUGCGUGGAGGAGGAGGAGGAGGACCAUUGUGAAGAUGGAGUCCAUCUCAUUGUCUGUGUGCAUGGCCUAGACGGUAACAGUGCAGAUCUCCGAUUAGUAAAAACUUACAUUGAACUUGGGCUGCCUGGGGAAAGAAUUGAUUUUCUUAUGUCUGAAAGAAAUCAGAAUGAUACUUUUGCUGAUUUUGAUAGCAUGACUGAUCGCCUUCUGGAUGAGAUAAUACAAUAUAUUCAGAUAUAUAGUCUAACAGUCUCAAAAAUAAGCUUUAUUGGACAUUCGUUGGGCAAUUUAAUAAUCCGUUCAGUGCUUACAAGACCACGGUUUAAAUAUUACCUCAACAGGCUUCAUACCUUUCUUUCACUUUCUGGACCUCACCUUGGUACACUCUACAAUAGCAGUGCUCUUGUUAAUACAGGUCUGUGGUUUAUGCAGAAAUGGAAAAAAUCAGGUUCUCUUUUACAAUUGACGUGUCGUGAUCAUUCAGACCCUCGCCAAACUUUCUUAUACAAGCUUAGUAAUAAAGCAGGGCUUCACUAUUUCAGAAAUGUUGUCCUAGUGGGAUCUCUGCAAGAUCGCUAUGUUCCUUAUCAUUCUGCCCGCAUUGAAAUGUGCAAGACAGCUUUGAAGGACAAACAGUCAGGACAGAUCUAUUCAGAAAUGAUCCACAACUUACUUCGCCCGGUUCUGCAAAGCAAGGACUGUAACUUGGUUCGAUAUAAUGUCAUCAAUGCAUUGCCCAAUACAGCUGAUUCACUCAUUGGCAGAGCUGCACAUAUAGCUGUUCUGGAUUCAGAAAUAUUUUUAGAGAAAUUCUUUCUGGUUGCUGCCCUCAAAUAUUUCCAAUAGAAUUAAAAACAUUGAUAGAGACUUGACAAUUACCUCAUUCAGCAAUGAUUUAGAUAAUCUAUUAUAAUAAACUAUAGAUGCUGAUAAGUUCUAAGAAAUAUUUAUACCUUUUUAUAUGGAAGAUAAUUUAUAUCAUCCAUGUUUAGAGCUUUUUAAACAUCAACUUUACUUUCUAGGUAAUGUGCCUGUGCAAUAUUUUUUAAUUUCAUCUUUUUACUUUUCUAUUACUUUUUCAUAUAUUUUGCUACAUAAGUAUUUCAGUGAAACUUUAAGCCCAUAUAUAUGUGUGAUUGUUUUAUUAUUGGCUUUCCACAAUCCUUACAUCAGACAGAUCAUAUUAAAGGCCAUUAUUGCUAGAAUCACUCCAAAAAAGAUGGUGACUGCAGCCAUGAAAUUAAAAGACGCUUGCUCCUUGGAAGAAAAGCUAUGACCAAGCUAGACAGCAUAUUAAAAAGCUGAGGCAUUACUUUGCUGACAAAGGUCCAUCUAGUUAAAUAGUUAAAGCUAUGGUUUUUCCAGUAGUCAUGUGUGGAUGUGAGUGUUGGACAAUAAAGAAAGCUGAGCGCCAAAGAAUUGACGCUUUUGAACUGUGGUGUUGAAAAAGAACUCUUGGAGAGUCCCUGGGACUGCAAGGAGAUCCAACCAAUCCAUCCUAAAGGAGAUCAGUCCUGGGUGUUCAUUGGAAGGACUGAUGUUAAAGCUGAAACUCCAAUACUUUGGCCACCUGAUGCGAAGAGCUGACUCCUUGGAAAAGACCCUGAUGCUAUCAGAAAUUGAAGGGAGGAGGAGAAGGAGACGACAGAGGAUGAGAUGGUUGGAUGGCAUCACUGACUCGAUGUGCUAGACAGGGAAGCUCCAGGAGUUGGUGAUAGACAGGGAAGACUGGUGUGCCAUAGUGCAUCAGGUCACAAAGAGUCACACAACAGAGUGACUGAACUGAAUUGCUAGAAUAGCAUGAGAUUUUAAAUUUUCUAGUAUGGGGGUAUUAUUUAGUUAGUCAUAAAUUUUACUUUUAACAUUUUACUAUGUUUAACUGGAAAUAAAAUUAUGGCUGCUAAAAUAUAUUUUUUGAAAUCAACUAUUUUGCCCUCCCAAACCAGGUAGUUCAUAUAUGACAAUGUUAUAAAAGUUUUCUAUAAAAAGUUAUUAUUACUGUUGCUAGUAAACAUCUGCCAUGCCUAUUAAAAUAUAUUUUCUACAGGUGAUUUCAACAUUAUUUCUCAUAUUGACUUUUAUUACUGGAACUUUUCAUGUUCAUGUUAGCAGCAUCUAGAGAUUUUUUGAAUGUUUGAAUGCCCUCUGCCUUGAUUUGGUUGGAAUUUUGCUAAAUUUGGUAAUGUUGCUUGAACUUUCUGACUACAUUUCUUUAACUUUUUCAUGGACUUCCUUGUAUGUACAUAACAAUUAAAUGUUGAAAUUUAUGAAAUACUUUUAUGAAUUUAGAUAAUUUUUAAAUAUUGCUAAAAUUUGUUGAACUAAAGAGUAAUGUAAAUAAAAUAAUUCAUGGAACAAAAUAAUUAACUUUACAUGUUUGGUGACACAGAUGCAAAUGUUUUGAUAUAUGGAGAUGUUAAGUCUCUUGACUUUACUCAAGGUGCUGAAUAGCAUUAAAUUCACUAUUUUCCUUUCCUGUUUUACUUGUGAAAAUAAUAAUGCACUAAGGAUAGAUAGAAGGUCUAUUUGCAUUUACCAGUUGUGAUAGAAGGCUUUUGUAAAUAUGUAUUGUAAAAUUGAUGCAUGUUUAUUUUUAGCAUUGUGUUAUUGCCUCUGCUGCUAAUAAAUGAACAGAUGACUAUCUGGA